Messenger RNA from Leptomonas pyrrhocoris, 1490 nucleotides. RefSeq lists its product as hypothetical. The coding region runs from base 117 to 1490 and encodes 457 amino acids. The record is from RefSeq and is a predicted model, not a curated record. NCBI's taxonomy places the organism in Eukaryota, Euglenozoa, Kinetoplastea, Trypanosomatida, Trypanosomatidae. The transcript has a single exon.
GCAGCUGAAAAAGGUUCUCGAAAAGAAAAAGGCCACAUUGAGGUUUUUUACAACUCGGACGGUUGUUGACCUUCUCCCUUCAUUUCUUUUUGUAUUAUUAUUACCUUUUUUAUAGGAUGCGUACGCAGCGACCGCUCCCACCUCUUUCGGGAUCUAAAGAUGGCGCAUCGUCGCCAAAUCCACACCCAGCAGCCAAGGGCACGACGGACGACUACGCCCUGUGCCAAGAGUACGCCAGCUACAUUGCUCAGCUGCGCGGUCUGCUCGAGGAGACGACGGGGCAGCCACCGCGCGACGUGAGCAUAGCUGAAGUCGAGCACCGCGUCGCGCUCAUUCAGUCCGCCCUGGACGAGGUGGAGCGUCGCAAUGCGGAGACGCGCUGGCGGAUUGAAAUGCGACAGAACCAGCGCUUCUUAGACACCUACGCUCGCCGCAUCAAGGCCGAGGAGGAGGCCGAGCGGAAGCGACAGUACGAGGAAAAGCAGCGCCGUGCGCAGGUGGAGGAGAUGCGCAGCAUGCAGGUGGCCUACUACAAGGACCGCAACGAGCGCACCGACGCAAAGGCGCAGCAGUGCCGCACGCACAACGAAAAGGCACAGGAGGAAACGGUGGAGAGGGCCGGCACGAAUGAGGGGCGCCGCACGCGCAACCUGGCGAACCUCGCGAUGGAGCGCCAACGCAAGCAGAAGGAGCUGCACGAUCGAGAACAGAUGAAGCAGACGUACGCCCGCCAGGUGCGGGAGCGUCGCGCUGCGCAGACGGCGCGGGAGCAGGCGAAGAAGGCGCGCGAGGCGGAGAUCCACAGUCAGGAGAUCGAAAUGAAACUCGCCACGAUCCGUGAGUCCAAGAUGAGUAAGUGGUCGGCUAAGAAGGCGGCGAGCCGCGCCAAGUCGAAGGUAGUGUGGGAGAACGGUGAGGCCAUUCUGGAAACGGUCCGCAGGGACCACGACAAGCUCGUCAGUGAACUCAACCAGCGCCAAAAGCAGCAGGAGGAGCGCUUCGCCGAAAACAAGGCAGAGCAAGAAUCCUACCUGCGUCAGCGCGCGCAGUUCCACGCCGCUCGGCAGGAGCAGCAGCAGGCGACGCUGCGGAGGGUGAUCGAGCAGCGCGUGUCUCGUGGCACGGAAAUUGUGAAGGGGGCCGGCGAAAAGAAGGAGAGGGCGGAGAGGGCGAAGGAGCGGCAGGCGGCGCAGUACGUGGAGGCGGGCCGAGAGCUGGACGAGGACAUUUCGCUGCAUCAACAACGUGCCCAGGAGUUGCAGGAGCAGCGCUACAACGCGGCACUGGUCCAAAACUAUCGCCGAUGGAACCACCGCGCGGCACGCAUUAUGGAGGAGUUGCAGGAGGCAUUGCAAGAAGACGAAAGCCCGGUAGCUAAGCAGGUCAGUGCCGCGAAUCGCGAUUCGGCUGCUGCAGCCGAUAUGUACAGUGGCUCUGAAAGCAGUCGAAGGGCGGUUGCGCUGCCUUUGCCAGAGGACUUCGACGUUUGA